AUCAUGUACAGUUGUUAUAAUGGGGCGAUCGUUCUUUGAGGAAAAGUCCACAAUAAACCCCGACUGUGUGAAAUAAUUAUUUGGUUGACGUCUCUGUGACCCGAUUUAUUGUUUUUCAAAGUCAAUUUUUGUUUUCGUUUCUUGAUCAAAGGUUUUCAAAAUGGCCUCACAGGUGGAGGGAUUCGUUAAUUCCGUAGUCACACUUUCUACAGAAGGAAACUUUGCACAACUUUGUGAGGAGAUCAAUAAGAGUUUGGAACUCUUGAAGAAGAAUGCGUCCAAUCUGGAUAUGAUUCUAGAGACGCUGGAUCCACAGCUUCACUCGCUGGGUGUCCUCGCUGUUCUAAAUGUCAAGUUCACUUUACCAUCUGGCUCUGCUCCGGACUUUGAAACUCUCUUCUCACAGACUCAGCUGUUCUUCAGCAUGUGCAACGGUGAACAGGUUCGCUUUGCAACAGAUAGCUAUGCUAGUCUUGCCCACCAGCUGACGAGAGUUCUGAUCGAGAAGAAACAGUACCUUAGAGGGAUUGAGAUCAUGUGCAAGGCAGUCAAUAAGAUACAGAUGCACGCUGCGCAACUUACAUCAAUCCAUGCUGACCUCUGUCAGCUUUGUCUGCUAGCUAAAUGUAUGAAACCUGUUCUACCCUUCCUGGACGUUGACAUCACUGAAAUCAGUAAAGAGGGUGGUCUCUUCGAGUCGACUAAUUUCCUGUGCUAUUAUUACUAUGGUGGUAUGAUAUACUCGGCUCUCAAGAACUGGGCGAGGGCCGUUUAUUUCUUUGAAGUGGCUAUUACCACACCCAGUAUGGCAGUCAGUCACAUCAUGCUAGAAGCCUAUAAGAAGUUCAUUGUAGUCUCUCUCAUCCACCAUGGGAAGGUUACGGUUUUACCCAAGUACACAUCGCAGGUUGUUAGUCGCUUUAUCAAGCCGCUGAGCCAGCCCUACCACGAGCUGGCCAAUGCGUAUAAUACCAACAACCCACAGGAAAUAAGAAACGUCAUUCUCAAACACUCUGAGCAAUUCACAAGGGAGCAGAACAUGGGAUUGGUUAAACAAGUCGUGACGUCAAUGUAUGGCAAGAAUAUUCAAAGACUUACAAAGACUUUUUUGACGUUAUCGCUGAGUGACAUAGCAAGAAGGGUUCAUCUUACAUCAGCCAAAGAAGCAGAACUUCAUGUUCUGUCCAUGAUUGAGGAAGGACAGAUCUAUGCCAGCAUCAGCAAAAAAGACGGAAUGGUCAGUUUCCAUGACAACCCGGAAAAAUACGAUAAUCCAUCGUUACUGAAACACUUGGAAGGAGAGAUGCGAGAAUGCAUCUUACUUGAUGAGAAGCUACGCCAGAUGGAGCAAGAAAUUUCAGUCACGCCACAAUUCAUACAGAAGAGUAUGGGUAUUAGAGAAGAUGAUGAUGUUGCAGUGUUUGCCAGCGGCAGCAAAUAAAACCACCUUUAUCAACCUACAUGUACUCAUGGGCAGAAGGCCAGUGCAGUGGGAGGAAGUAUGGACAUUGGAACGACCAACCUUCAAGAACCUGCCCCUUGGAAUAACACCAUAUAUCACCAUGGUUAGAUUGCGGGACUUGCAAUCACAAGGUUGUAGGUUCAAAUCCCUUAAGCUAACUGCCGAUUUCACAAUGGCUAGAAUAAGUAUUGCUGUCUAGUUACGGAAUCACAAUUCCUUGGUUUGUGCAAUUCAUAAACAUAGACGCUUUGCACAGUCGUCAUUGUCUGCUAUACAUCACAAAUUUUAGUUGGGAAUCCAAGUUUGUGGUGGGGUGGGGGUUUUGCAACUUUUGCUCAUUUAACAUGUGAUGUAGCAUGAGCUAAGUAGCAUAUGUGGAAGAUGUUAUACUGGAUUAGUAAGGAUAACAAAUGUUCAAUUUUAGUCUGAAAGUUAACUGAACAUUAUGAAGUUUGCACAAUUUUUCUGUGAAAUAAUGCCUUCCGUAAUAAAGUCAUAUUCGAGAAAACUGUCUGGAAACAGCUGAUGUUGGUUGUUACAACCAAUGGGUGCGUUCGAUUAGCUUCCCUGGGUCUGGCCCGCGGUGCUCACUCGUGUGAGCCCCUG
This is a messenger RNA of Asterias rubens (European starfish), 2068 nucleotides long. RefSeq names its product COP9 signalosome complex subunit 3-like. Gene Ontology annotation, cellular component: COP9 signalosome. Bases 161 to 1441 code for a protein of 426 amino acids. The record is from RefSeq and is a predicted model, not a curated record. Lineage: Eukaryota; Metazoa; Echinodermata; Asteroidea; Forcipulatida; Asteriidae. Gene Ontology annotation, biological process: ubiquitin-dependent protein catabolic process. The transcript has 13 exons.